AUGUCUGGCUUCGAGAUCGCCGGAAUUGUGCUGGGUGCUUUCCCUAUUGCCAUCAGUGCUCUCGAGAAAUAUCGCGAUAUUGCGGACCGAUUAGAUCUAUUCUACAAGAUCAGGGAGCAAUACCAGGAUUGGAACACUGACCUUAAGUUCCACAACCUCGCGUUUACGCGAAAUUUGGAACAGCUUCUGCUUCCCCUGGUGGCAGAUGAUGCAAAGAUCGAAGAGCUUCUGCGAGAACCGGGCGGCGACUCUUGGAAGGAGGAGCCGGUCGCCAAACUGUUCGAGGAGCGCCUUCAAGGGUCUUACGGGCUGUACAUGCAGUACAUUGAGCGCAUGGAGCGGGUGAUGCGCGAAAUCAACACGGUUCUUGCCAUAGAUUCGAAAUGGACACAGAAGCUGCUUGAUGGCUCGGUAAGCAGCAGCCAGUCAACAUUUAAAGAACUCUUUUCCAAAGAAGGCCUCGCAAUUCAGGUUUACAAAUUCAAGCUGUGCAACAGUGAUGCUGUUCGCAAGCGCCUUUUCGACGAAGUCAAUGAAUGCAACAACAAGCUGGAGAAACUUCUAAGAUUCAGUGAUGAGGAAGUACGCUUGGCAGACAUCAGAGAGACAAAGAAGCGUCCAGACAAGAUUGACACGACGCUGUGCCAUUUCUGGGAGAGGGCGAAGAGCGUCUUCCAUGCAAUGGCCAAUGCCUGGGCUUGCCAGUGUCAGCAGCAUGGAGCGAAGUUACUACUGCGACAUCGGACAACAAAAGAUACUCACUUUGACAUUCUACUAACAGGCUUUGCCCCAUCUUCGCGGGGCUUUCGAGCUAUCAGAAUUGGUGAUAAUGGCGAUGUGCCUGUCCAGCAGGUGCGUAUCUGCUUAGGAAGAACACCUCAUAUCAAUGAUCGUGAGAUCUUGAGUCUUUGCACUUUGUUUGAGAGUCCAGAGGCAUCGUGCUAUGGCUACCUCAUUAACAACGAACAUCGCCACUAUGUGUACGGCAUCUCUCAGGAGAGUGCCAAAGCAAUGCCCUCUGUGACUCUUGACCAUAUACUCCGAGGCGAAACAAACUUGCUGUUCACGCGGCUGCAAAGAUAUACUUUAUCUCUUGUGAUAGCCUCAACGUACCUUCAGUUAUUAGGCUCUCCCUGGCUGCCAGCAUCUCCCAACAGAGCCAACAUUGUUUUUACGACUACCGAUGAGGAUGUGGCUUCCGUCAAGCUAGAUGAGCCUCACUUGAGUCAAGCUUUCAGGCCUUCACCAAAACAUCAGACCUUUCCCAAUUCAAGAGGUCUUUACCGCUUUAUGGACGCAUUAGAUUAUCUAGGCAUCAUGCUCUUAGAGCUUUGCUUUGGGCAGAAGCUAGAGGAACAUCCAUGGAGGAAAGGACCGGUGGAGAAGGACCAGACGGAGACAGGAGGAUGUGACGUUUGGGCAGCCCGAGAAUGGCUAUGCCAUGUCAAUAACGAAGCAGGCUCCGAUUACGCCGAUGCCGUGUCGUGGUGCCUCAAGGAAAAACGCUUUGCGCCACCGGAUCAAUGGAGGCAAGAUAUGCUGCGCAACGUGAUACAGCCUCUGCAGCGCAGCCGCGAUUAUCUGGUGACCGGGAGGGUAGAGAAGAAAACGUUUCGGUUAACCUGA
Molecule: messenger RNA, 1626 nt
Organism: Trichoderma citrinoviride
Lineage: Eukaryota; Fungi; Ascomycota; Sordariomycetes; Hypocreales; Hypocreaceae
Exons: 4
Coding region: 1-1626 (541 amino acids)
Source: RefSeq, a predicted model, not a curated record